GAGUUUUCAGACGAAACUGAAACUGGAACAAUAGUCAUGUGAAGGAAAAGUUAAAACUUGAUGCAAACUGUCAUAUCUAUAAAGCAUAUCUUGAAACGCUAAAAGCUUACAUAUCUGAUUCUUUUUAUGCUAGUCACCAUUUGUGAUUACUCUAGGUAGUAAAAAAUUGCUCAAAUGAUAUAAUUUAAGUUCUUUAAGACUCGAAAUAUUGAAAUGUAUAAAAUUUAAAGAAGAUAAAGUAGAAGAAGAAGAUAAUAAAGAUGAAGUUCUUCAGUAUGUUGUUCUUAAGAAGACGCACGUGGAUAUUAAAGGCAGUGCUAGUAUUAACGGCGUUAUGGUUCAUGGUAGCACUGCUGACUACCAAUGGUAGUAGGAAUUCCUUAGUUGCACCGCCGAUAGAAUAUGAGGAUGCGGAAGCGAAACCGUACAAGAUGGCGAAACCUACGUCUGUGAAGAAGAAAAGCGAUAAUUAUGGAAAUAAUCUGUCUGAUGCAAAGAAACGGAUCAAUUGGAUGGCUCGGAUUGCUCCAAAAAGUCAGGAAGGUCUGGGUGUACUAGCGGCGCCUGGAUCAGACAACGCACCAGGAGAACUAGGAAAGCCUGUGGUCCUUCCGAAGAACAUCAGCGACGAAGCAAAGGUUGCUGUGGCUGAGGGAUGGAAGAAGAACGCGUUCAACCAGUACGUCAGCGAUCUCAUAUCGAUUAGGAGGAAACUGCCGGAUCCUAGGGACGAAUGGUGCAAAACACCAGGGCGUUUCCUCGAAGAUCUCCCGCAGACGUCCGUCGUGAUCUGUUUCCACAACGAAGCCUGGUCCGUGCUGUUGCGGACUGUCCACUCCGUGCUCGACCGAUCGCCAGAGCAUUUGAUCAAGGAGAUCGUGCUUGUGGACGACUUCUCUGAUAUGCCCCACUUGAUGCAGCAAUUAGACGACUACAUGUCCUCGCUGCCUAAAGUGAGGAUAGUCCGAGCUCCGCGCCGGGAAGGCUUAAUCAGGGCCCGACUGCUCGGGGCGCGAUACGUGACUGCGCCAGUCCUCACUUAUCUAGACAGCCAUUGCGAGUGUACUGAAGGAUGGCUUGAACCUCUACUGGACAGGAUAGCGCGAAACAAAACUACCGUCGUAUGCCCCGUCAUCGACGUGAUCGACGACAACACUCUUGAAUACCACUACAGAGACUCCACGUCUGUCAACGUUGGAGGAUUCGACUGGAACCUUCAAUUCAAUUGGCACCCAGUGCCAGCCAAAGAGCGUGCCAGGCAUUCCAAUACUGCUGAAGCAGUGUGGUCCCCAACUAUGGCUGGUGGGCUCUUUGCCAUUGACAAAGAAUUCUUCGAAAGAUUAGGAACGUAUGACAGUGGCUUCGACAUCUGGGGAGGCGAAAAUUUGGAGCUGUCCUUCAAAACGUGGAUGUGCGGUGGGACGCUGGAAAUCGUACCCUGCUCACAUGUUGGACACAUAUUCAGGAAACGAUCUCCGUAUAAGUGGAGGACUGGUGUUAAUGUGUUGAAGAAGAAUUCAGUUCGGCUUGCUGAGGUAUGGUUGGAUGACUACGCGAAAUACUACUACCAAAGAGUUGGCAACGAUAAAGGUGACUUUGGCGACGUCAGUGGUCGAAAAGAGCUGAGGAACAAACUACAAUGCAAAUCCUUCGAGUGGUAUCUCAAAAACAUUUAUCCUGAACUGUUCAUCCCUGGCGAGUCAGUGGCCCAUGGCGAGAUCCGAAACGUGGGCUUCCAAAAGACGUGUUUGGAUUCACCAACGCGCAAGUCCGAUCACCAUAAACCCGUCGGACUGUACCCGUGUCACCGGCAAGGCGGCAACCAGUACUGGAUGUACUCAAAAACGGGCGAGAUUCGCCGUGACGAGACGUGCCUGGACUAUUCGGGGCACGACGUGGUCUUGUACCCGUGCCACGGGGCCAAAGGCAACCAGCUGUGGCUCUAUGAUCAAAAUACGAAGCUACUGAAGCAUGGUUCCAGCGAAAAAUGCAUGGCGAUAUCGGAAAACAAGUCCAAAAUCACCAUGGAGUCGUGCAACGAAGACGAAAUCCGGCAACUGUGGACCCUCGAAAACUUCCGCCCCGACAGACUGGGCCCCGAACUCAUGUUUAUAUAAACCGACAGAGUGGGCUCAGAACUAUUGUUCAUUUGAACAACGAAUGGGCCCACUGCUACUACUGCGAUAAAUAUGGACAUUUUGAAAUUGGACACAAAUAUGUGUCUUAGUGUUGAUAAUGAAAUUAUUAUUAAUGAUUCACUUGUUGUUGAAAGCAAUGUGUGCAUAUCUGUGUUUAAAUUUAAAAGUGAUUUUAAUGAUGGACUAGUUAAAUAAAAUAGUGAACCGGCGAAAUUAUAUUGUGAUGACACUAAUGAAAGGUGAUUAGAAGUUUUGGAAAAUAGUGAUUGAACAAUAUUUCAUUCCGUUGUUACUGAAGCCGUGUUGGUGUUGUAAAUUAAUAAAAUGCAUUUUCACUAAAGUAAUUA
Molecule: messenger RNA, 2485 nt
Organism: Cydia amplana
Lineage: Eukaryota; Metazoa; Arthropoda; Insecta; Lepidoptera; Tortricidae
Gene: Pgant9
Product: putative polypeptide N-acetylgalactosaminyltransferase 9
Exons: 10
Coding region: 261-2117 (618 amino acids)
Biological process (GO): protein O-linked glycosylation
Cellular component (GO): Golgi apparatus
Molecular function (GO): polypeptide N-acetylgalactosaminyltransferase activity
Source: RefSeq, a predicted model, not a curated record